AUGACGUGGGUCGCAGCUCUCUGUCUGUGUUUGUGUUUGCGGUCCCUGGCGGGCCCCGUUCCAGCACACCGGGCGUCUGCUCGCAGUAAAUUGUUGCUCGUCUCUUUCGACGGUUUCAGGUGGGACUACGACAGGGAUGUGGACACGCCGCACCUGGAUGCAAUGGCGAUAGACGGGGUCAAAGCCACAUACGUGACCCCUGCGUUCAUUACCAUCACUAGCCCAACACACUUCACCAUCCUGACAGGUAAAUACAUUGAGAAUCAUGGAGUGAUUCAUAACAUGUGGUUUAAUACCAGCACGUGGGAGAAGAAGUCAUACUACAAAUCACAGUUUGUGAACGAAUGGUGGGACAAUGGCAGUUUGCCCAUAUGGGUCACGGCUCAGAGACAGGGUCUAAAGGCAGGUUCCCUCCAUUUUCCUGGGACAGCGUCUACUUAUCAGGGUGAAAGUGCCUCCGUAAGAGAGGUGGAGCCCGAAAACUACAAUUACAGCAACGAGACCGCCUGGCGAGAGAACGUAGAAAAGGUGAUGGAGUCCUGGUUCCGGGAUCAGGAUCUGGACUUUGUGUCUAUGUACUUUGGUGAGCCUGACAGCACCGGACACAAGUACGGACCAGACUCACCUGAACGCAGGGAGAUGGUCAAACAGGUGGACCGGACCAUCGGCUACCUGCGCAGCAUGGCCGAAAAAAACGGGCUGACCGACCGCCUAAACAUCAUCAUCACCGCUGAUCACGGCAUGAGCACCGUUUAUCGCAAUGGACUGGUGAAAGAAAUCAUCCUCUCUAAGAUUCCCGGCUUCUCGUUCAGCGAUCUGGCCUUCCAUAUUGUGGACUUUGGACCGGCCGGAUUGCUGCUUCCUAAAGAGGGGAAAAUCGAUAAAGUGUACAGCGCUCUGAAAGACGCUCACCCGCAUCUGCACGUCUACAAGAAAGAGGAAAUGCCCGCUCGCUUUCAUUUCAGCCACAACGACCGCAUAUUACCCAUCGUCCUGUGGGCCGAUCCGGGAUAUGUCAUCAAUGGGUAUCUGCCGGUGCAGUUCCAUAAAGGAGAACACGGCUUUGAUAACGAGGCUCUAGACAUGAAGCCGUUUUUCAGGGCGGUGGGACCAGACUUCCAGAAUAAUCUGGAGGUGGAUCCGUUUGAGACAGUGAACAUCUACCCACUGAUGUGCCAUCUGCUGGGAAUCACACCUGAGCCCAAUGACGGGCACUUGGAUGUCACCAGACACAUGCUGAGGGCAGAAGAUGAAGGCUCUGACAGAGAUAUUCUCACUAGUGUGUUUAUUGGUCUGGGGGCUGCCGCUGGUUUUCUGGUCAUUGUAUUUGUUGUUUUAUUAAGUCGUGGCAUUUACAAGCGCAGGAAGAACAAAAACAGUUCUGCAGAUGAGGGAAAAAUGUAUGAGAGUGAAACCGAAACAAAACAAACAACCUUUUAGACCCACAAGGAUAAAGGAAAACACACACACACACACAAAUGAUCUGUCCAAACGCAUGUGAUUUUCUGCAGGAUACAGAACAACUGUCGAGAAGAAUGAUGUUCACUGGUCAAAAUUAAUGAUAAUGUUUUGUAACUUCUAAUAUUCUAAAAUGUUAAAAUAUAUUUAAACUCAUUAUGUGUUUACAACUUCAUCAAAAUAUCAAAACAGUCCAAUAUUUAAAAAGCCUCAUGUUUUUCCCAUACAUUUUGUAAUAUUUUGUAGUUUUAAAAAUAUUCUGUUUAAAUAUUAAAAACCACUUUGUGUUACAUUUGUUAAUUUCAUUAAUUCAAUUCUUUGUAUGUAAUAAAACAUUUUAUUUAUUAAUUUUCUUUUUCCACUUAAUUAUAAUUCAAUACGAAAUACAACACUGAUCUGAUGUUUGCACGGUUGUUUUCCCUCCAAAGAAAAUGAUGUUACUUCCUGAUAUCCGGUUCUUGAAUAAAUGGUUCUUUUGAACCGGUUCUUGGUUCACUCAAUCGGGCGUCCGGGUCUCGAAUCAGUAUGUCACUAAAUUGAGAGAAUCGGUUCUCAACAUUUCACACACAGUUAAGUGCGAACUUAACGUUUCUUGGUUCAGUCUACUGUUGAAUCGAGAACUAUUGUUACGGAGUCAUUGAAUCAGUGUUCUGUGACUGAAUCACUGAAUCAGUGUUCUGUAAACGAAUCAUUGAAUCAGUGUACUGUGACCGAAUCAUUGAAUCAGUGUUCUGUAAAAGAAUCAUUGAAUCAGUGUUCUGUGACCAAAUCAUUGAACCAGUGUUCUGUGACCGAAUCAUUGACUCAGUGUACUGUGACCGAAUCAUUGAAUCAGUGUACUGUGACCGAAUCAUUGAAUCAGUGUUCUGUGACUGAAUCAUUGAACCAGUGUUCUGUGACCGAAUCAUUGAACCAGUGUUCUGUGACCGAAUCAUUGAACCAGUGUUCUGUAAAAGAAUCAUUGAACCAGUGUUCUGUGACCGAAUCAUUGAACCAGUGUUCUGUGACCGAAUCAUUGAACCAGUGUUCUGUGACCGAAUCAUUGAAUCAGUGUUCUGUAAAAGAAUCAUUGAAUCAGUGUACUGUGACCGAAUCAUUGAAUCAGUGUACUGUGACUGAAUCACUGAAUCAGUGUACUGUGACCGAAUCACUGAAUCAGUGUACUGUGACCGAAUCAUUGAAUCAGUGUACUGUGACCGAAUCAAAGAAUCAGUGUACUGUGACCGAAUCAUUGAAUCAGUGUACUGUGACCAAAUCAUUGAAUCAGUGUUCUGUGACCGAAUCAUUGAAUCAGUGUUCUGUGACCGUAUCAUUGAAUCAGUGUUAUAUGACCAAAUCUUUGAAUCAGUGUUCUGUGACCGAAUCAUUGAAUUAGUGUACUGCUGACCUGAAAAUGCAAGCGGAGUCCAGUUUGCGAACUGGUCAAAGUGGUUCAUUUCAAACAAGCGUUGGCAAAAGUAGACCCCUCUAAUUCUAGGAUUAUAUUAUUUCCGGUUCUUUGCUUGAUUAAUGUCUAUAAAAUUUUCUCAGUGUCAUUAUUCAAGUGAAGCACAGAGACAGCGAUAUCAGCCACAUGGUACCUGUUACUUUUCUCACCGCUGCUCAGGAUGGACCAAUCACAGACGUUCCUGAUCACUGGACGAGGAUAUUAACAAAUGUAAUUAGGGAGCUUGCUGAGCCAGAUUUCUAGAUCUCAGAUACCAAUUGAAAUUAAGAAAUUUAAUUUCUGGGAAGGCUAACUUUAGCUGUUUUCUAAAUUAAAUAUUAGCAUAUUACUUACUGAAUACUGUGCAGUAUAUAGUGUGUAAUGCCUGCUAUUGUUAAUGCAUUAUGCAACGUUCAUUUCAAGCAGUAGUAUGCUAAACUGUUGUCACAUCACCUCACUACAUUGCACAUUUAAUUAAGCAAGCACAGUCCACACAUACACAGCAUUAUAUAUAUAUAUAAUGGCUGGUCAUGUGAUCAUAACACCGCAGCCCCCAUGAGAGGACCCUUUCCAUGUAGAAUAAAACUGCUUUUAUAAGGUUACUGAUAUGACUGGAGUCAUCUUAUGCGAGUGUUCAUGUUUUUAGACAUGCGUUUCAAAAUUACAAUUCAUUUCUUUGAGUAAAUGUUUUUUUUUUUUUUUUUUACUGAGUGUCCUUUUAAAUUCACAUAUUUACCAAACACAUUUAAAAAAAAAAAAAAAAAAAAAAAAAAAUUUACAUUCCAAGCAAAUCACACUCAAUUCAACCAAACACGGCAAAAUUCAUAUCAAUCUUUAUUUGUACUUAGAAAUUUUGCGCAACAAAUCGUAUUUUUGUUGUUGUCCUUUUUCCUUGUAUGAUGUUUAUCAGGGCAGACUGACAGUCGAUGUGAAUCAUGUCUUGAAUCCUGCAGGAGCGGCUGAAACGGACCUCUUACAUAAAGUGCUUCUGUCAACAAAUGUUUUUUUUUUUGUUCUUUUUGCAAUAGAAAAAAUGAAACGACAGUGGAGGACAAAAAUUUCCAUUGCUCACAAGAAUAGUGAAGGAAGAGGGAAUACUUAAAAAAAAAAAAAAAAAAAAAAAAAAGAAAA
This is a messenger RNA of Myxocyprinus asiaticus (Chinese sucker), 4015 nucleotides long. Its product is annotated as ectonucleotide pyrophosphatase/phosphodiesterase family member 7-like. The record is from RefSeq and is a predicted model, not a curated record. The transcript is spliced from 6 exons. Bases 1 to 1440 code for a protein of 479 amino acids. Lineage: Eukaryota; Metazoa; Chordata; Actinopteri; Cypriniformes; Catostomidae.